Lodderomyces oxycetoniae is the source of this 4788-nucleotide messenger RNA. It is a transcript of the gene YCF1, whose product is annotated as ATP-binding cassette glutathione S-conjugate transporter. Gene Ontology annotation, molecular function: ATP binding; bilirubin transmembrane transporter activity; ABC-type transporter activity. The coding region runs from base 1 to 4788 and encodes 1595 amino acids. The transcript has a single exon. NCBI's taxonomy places the organism in Eukaryota, Fungi, Ascomycota, Pichiomycetes, Serinales, Debaryomycetaceae. Gene Ontology annotation, biological process: transmembrane transport. Gene Ontology annotation, cellular component: membrane. The record is from RefSeq and is a predicted model, not a curated record.
AUGGAUAAUUUUCAAUUUACGCCGUUUUUCACGGUUUUAACUGGUGCUGAUGCUAUUGGAAACCAUCAAUUUAUCGAUAAAAUCGAUAAAAUUGAUUUUGAUGAUUUUGAUAAAAAGCUUAUCAAUGCAACUUCUUCCUUGGAUAUGCUAGAUGGCUUCAAGUGGUUAAAGUGUGAUACAAAACACGAGGGCUGGGGACCGGUAUCUUUGAGGUUUAACGACUUUACACCGUGUUUUAUCGGUUUGUUACUCUGUCUAGUGUCAAUCUCAAUGAUUGUCAUUGGCAUGUUCCAGUUGGUUGAGUUGAGAAAUAAGCGGAAAAAUAUACGCAAUAGGCUCGAUUGGACUUUUUUGCUAAAGAUUGUUUUGGUUUUGGUACAAGUGGCGGUGCUGAUUUUUUUGCCUAUUACUUAUCCCGGCCCACAAGGAAUAACAGAAACUUCUUUUGUUUUAAAUGUCUUUUCCACCCUAGUCGCCUUGCUGAUCCAUUUCUUUGAGCAGUUCAAAUCAAGCAUACCCAGUGGAGUUGUUUUGUUUUACUGGUUGUUUAUAUUCAUAUUGAAUUUGGGUAAAUUGGUCAACAUUUACUUGAGACACCAGUUUAACAAUAACAACCUCAACUUUGCUAGUUUAGUAGUUGUGUCUACAAUCAAUUCCUUGGCCAUUUUGCUUGUAGAAGCAUUGUUGCCAAUGAAACCUUUGAUGCCUUACAAUAACGGCUCAAUUUUGAAAGAAUCGCCUUAUGACAGAGCAAACGUUUUUUCAAGGAUAACUUUUGAUUGGAUAGGUGGGUUGAUGAAGAAAGGGUAUACCCAUUAUCUCACUGAACGCGACUUACCUCCAUUACCGAGAAUGUUGAAAGCAAGCAAUACUACAAGAGACUUUAACCAUUAUUGGAUUAAACAACCAAUAAACGGGAAAUCCUUAUUUCGGGCAGUGUCUUGUGCAUUUGGUGGCCAAUUCGUUUUGGGUGGAGUAUUCAAAGCAGCCCAAGAUUGCUUGGCAUUCGUUCAACCUCAAUUGUUACGGUUAUUGAUUAAGUUUGUUAAUGAGUACACAAGAUCGGUUAAAAAGGGGGACCCAAUACCAUUAACUAGAGGACUAUUAAUUGCUAUUUUUAUGUUUGUUGUUUCUUUGGUACAAACAGCUUGCUUGCAUCAAUAUUUCCAAAGAUCGUUUGAUUUGGGAAUGAAAAUCAGAAGCUCAUUGACUUCAGCAGUUUAUGAUAAGUCACUCGUGUUGUCAAACGACUCAAAACAGGAAAGCUCAACUGGUGAUAUCGUAAAUUUGAUGUCUGUGGAUGUUCAGAGAUUGCAGGAUCUAGUUCAGAAUCUCCAGAUUGUAUGGUCAGGUCCUUUCCAGAUAAUUAUUUGUUUGUAUUCAUUACACGGAUUGAUUGGUAAUGCAAUGUGGGCCGGUGUCGCCAUCAUGAUCAUCAUGAUUCCGCUCAAUGCAGUGAUUGCAAAAACUCAAAAAAAAUUGCAAAAGACCCAAAUGAAAUAUAAGGACAAGAGAUCAAGAUUAAUCAAUGAAAUACUAAACAAUAUCAAAUCGUUGAAGUUAUACGCUUGGGAGAAACCAUAUGUGGAAAGAUUAAACUAUGUAAGAAAUGAUUUGGAGUUAAAGAACUUGAAAAAAAUGGGUGUUUUUAUGGCAUUUUCAAAUUUCACUUGGAAUUUAGCUCCAUUUUUGGUAAGUUGUUCAACAUUUGCCGUGUUUGUUCUCACACAAAAGAGAAGUUUGUCAACUGAUUUGGUCUUUCCGGCAUUAUCGCUUUUCAACUUGUUAUCGUUUCCAUUAGCUGUUGUGCCAAUGGUUAUUACAAAUAUUGUUGAAGCACAAGUCGCCAUAGGUAGGUUAACUAAAUACCUCACAAGUUCGGAAUUGCAAGGAAAUGCAGUAACAAAAUUACCAGCCGUGAAAAAUGUGGGAGACAUUGCAGUGUCAAUUAAAAAUGGGACGUUUUUAUGGUCCAAGGCAACAGGUGAACAAAACUAUAAAGUAGCAUUAUCCAACAUCAACUUAAACUCAAGGAAAGGCCAAUUGGAUUGCAUUGUUGGUAAAGUUGGUUCUGGGAAAUCCUCAAUAAUCCAAGCAUUGUUGGGAGAUUUGUACAAGUUAGAUGGUGAAGUUACCUUGCAUGGAAAAGUUGCUUAUGUCUCUCAAGUGCCAUGGAUCAUGAAUGGAACUGUAAAGGAUAACAUUCUUUUUGGGCACAAGUAUGAUCCAGAAUUCUACCAGAACGUACUCAAAGCAUGUGCGUUAACAGUUGAUUUGGCAAUCUUACCAAGAGGUGACAAGACCGAAGUUGGUGAAAAGGGAAUCUCUUUAUCAGGAGGUCAAAAGUCAAGAUUAUCUUUAGCAAGAGCCGUGUAUGCACGAGCAGAUGUUUAUUUACUAGACGAUCCAUUAAGUGCAGUUGAUGUACACGUUGGAAAACAUUUGAUUGACCACGUGUUGGGUCCAAAUGGGUUAUUAAGCACGAAAUGUAAAAUCUUAGCUACUAAUAACAUUGGUGUUUUAAGCAUUGCUGAUAACUUACAAAUGGUUAGCGGUGGAAGAUUGAUUGAACAAGGAACAUACGAUGAUAUAAUGGAGCAACCUAAUUCCAAGUUGAGACAGUUGAUUGAAGAAUUUGGGAAGAAAAGAGAAGGUAAUCCAUCAAGAACUCCAACGCCAACAAUAAAGGAUGCACAACGAGAACAAGAACAAGGAAAAGGUGUUGGUGUUGCAGUUGCAGUUGCAGGCGGCAUUAAUGAGGGUAAAGCUCUCGAGGAUGAUCAGUAUGAAGCUAAAGGAGAUGAUAUAGAUACUGAAAAUCUAGAAUCUGAUAUCGAUUUAGAAGGUAUCAGUUUGAGAAGAGCUUCAGAAGUGUCUUUUGUACCCGAUGAGGAACGUGAUUUAGAAGAAGAUAAUAUUGAUGAUGAUGAUGAUGAAACUAAGGCAAGAAAAGAGCAUGUUGAACAAGGUAAGGUGAAAUGGGAGGUAUACAAGGAGUAUGCAAAUGCAUGUGGACCCACUAAUGUGAUUAUAUUCUUAGGAUGUGCUAUUGUAUCGUAUUUGGUUAAUGUUGCUUCUACUUUCUGGUUGGAGCAUUGGUCAGAGAUAAACACAAAAUAUGGAUAUAAUCCCAAUGUUGGUAAAUACUUGGGGAUCUAUUUUCUUUUGGGUAUUGGAUAUUCCUUAUCGUCAUUAAUCCAGAAUGUGUCAUUAUGGAUUUUAUGUACAAUCCAAGGUUCCAAAAAGAUCCACAACUUUAUGGCGGUGAGCGUAAUACGGGCGCCUAUGACAUUUUUUGAAACAGUGCCAAUUGGAAGAGUAUUGAACAGAUUCUCGAAUGAUAUUUACAAAAUUGAUGAAGUUUUGGGAAGGGUGUUCAAUAUGUUCUUUAGCAAUGCUAUUAGGGUCUCUUUGACUAUUGCAGUGAUUUGUUUUUCAACUUGGCAGUUUGUGUUUUUGAUCCUUCCCUUGGGUGUAUUGUACAUUUACUAUCAGCAAUAUUAUUUGCGUACUUCUAGAGAAUUAAAAAGAUUAGAAUCCGUCACGAGAUCACCCAUAUUUGCUAAUUUCCAAGAAUCAUUAGUUGGUGUUUCCACAAUAAGAGCAUAUGGUAAAGAGGAGAGAUUUAAAGUUUUGAAUCAAUAUCGUGUUGAUCAGAACAUGAAAGCGUAUCACCCGGCAAUCAAUUCAAACAGAUGGUUAGCUGUUAGAUUAGAGUUUCUUGGUUCAAUUAUCAUAUUGGGCGCUGCAGGAUUAUCUAUAUUGACAUUGUCUUCUGGUCAUUUGACAGCUGGAUUGGUAGGUUUAUCAGUUUCUUAUGCUUUACAAGUCACUCAAUCAUUGAAUUGGAUUGUUCGAAUGACAGUUGAAGUUGAAACAAAUAUUGUGUCCGUUGAGAGAUGCUUAGAAUACUCAAGGUUGAAAUCUGAAGCACCAGAAACGAUUCCGGGACAUGUUCCUCCAAAAAACUGGCCAACCAAGGGUGAAAUAAAAUUUGAGGAUUUCUCUGCCAAAUACAGACCAGAAUUGGAAUUGGUUUUAAAGAAUAUUAAUAUUGAAAUCAAACCAAGGGAAAAGAUUGGAAUUGUUGGUCGCACAGGGGCUGGUAAAUCUUCAAUCACAUUGGCCUUGUUUAGAAUGAUUGAAGCUUUUGGUGGAGAUAUUGCAAUUGACGAUAUCAAAACAGAUUCAAUUGGACUAUUCGAUUUGAGACAUAAAUUAUCAAUCAUUCCACAAGACUCUCAAGUAUUUGAAGGAACAAUUAAAUCGAACCUUGACCCAGUGGAUGAGUUCUCCGACGAUCAAAUCUGGAGAGCAUUAGAAUUGUCUCAUUUGAAAGACCAUGUAAUGAAAAUGUAUGAACAGGAAAUAGCAACAGCAACAACCCCCCAGGACAAAGCAGUCGAGAAGGAUAUUAUUAGCAAUCCAUUAGAUGUGAAAAUCACUGAAGGUGGAACUAAUUUAUCCAUUGGUCAAAGACAAUUAAUGUGUCUUGGUCGAGUCCUACUUAAACUUAGUUAUUCGAAUAUACUUGUGCUAGAUGAAGCAACAGCUGCAGUGGAUGUGGAAACAGAUAAAAUAUUACAAGAAACCAUUAGAACUGAAUUUAAAAACAAGACAAUCAUCACAAUUGCACAUCGACUCAAUACAAUCUUGGACUCGGAUCGUAUUUUGGUUUUGGAUAAGGGACAAGUUGCUGAAUUUGAUUCUCCUCAUACUUUACUAAAGGAUAAGAAUUCCUUGUUUUAUUCAUUGUGCAAACAAGGUGGCUUUGUAGAAGAGAAGUAA